UGUAGAGCAUUUUUUGUAUAACUUUGUAUAUGUUACAAGUCCCAUGAAUCAUAUACAUGAACAAGCCAAGCCCAUGAGUGAUGAUUGGUCAAGCCCAACGCUAACCCUUUCAGUCUCUUCGCCUUCCCUAAGGAGGGAAAAUUCCCAAUUUUGAAAUCAAACACAGAAAAGUCCAAAACGUUCUCUGUAACCAACCUCGAUCCCAUGGAUGAACCCGAUUCGGAUCCCGGAUCCUACCCAACUCCGCCCGCUUCGGUCCAUCUCGCAUCCUUCUCAUCUCUCACUCCGCCUCCCUCUGCUCGUCUCCUCCUCUCACGCCACGUCACUCCUCGUACCCGCCCACUCGAAUCGUCCACGCCCCUACCUUACCUAUCUCUCCAGGGUUUGCUGGACGAAGCCAGCUCGGCGCGAUCCAUCGGCGGCGGUGGACUGAGCCGAGAGGAAGCUCUCGCGUGGGAGCUCUUUACACCGUACCAGAGGUUCCUGAUUGUGGCGGUUAUCGGCGUCGCCGCUGCUGAGUCGAAGAAGAACGAUGUGAUGGCUCAGCUCCAGAACUCGGUUGAUCUCAGGGACCAGCUUCUUUCAUGUAUGCAACAGAAGCUGGAUAAUUUGUGUCAACAGCUAAGUCUUACCAAGGAUCAGUCUGGAGAUGGAUCCAAGGUGGUAGAUUAUGAUGGUGAUCUACAAUCAGCUAUCAAAGUAAAGUUUGGAUCUGAGAAUGUUAAAAAAAUUGUAGACUGUGGUUGCUGGCUAUGUGAUCAACAUCAUCACUCCUCGCCUGCUAUACAGGAUAAAGCUCCCGCAGGUAUGGUGAUUGACGCUGAGCCUGAGGAGAGGCGUAUGUCUUACUUGUCAGAUUGGUGUUCUAGUGACACUACUGCUGCAGAAAUGCAUUUUGAUAAUCUUUCACUCGACCAAGACAUGCUUUCUCUCAGAAAAGAGUGUCAAGAGAAGGAUGAAACAAUAAAGGACUUAACUUCAUUUCUUCAGCUAACCAACAAAGCUGGUUCAAAGCGAGAAACAGAACUUGAAGAGAUUGUUCGCAGGAAGAAGAUAAUUAUCAAGAAGCUCAAGAGGGACGCACUGAUGUUAGAAGAAAAGGUUACGCAGCUCACUAGGCCACGGAGGUGGUCCUGUUCAGCUGCAAUCCCGAGCACCCGUGAAUUCCCAAUGAGACUGGACAAUCUUCUUUAUGAUGUGGAUGCUUCUACAAGUUCUUCAUCCUCAGAUUCAGAAACUCCUCCUGCAUACACACCUCGACCAACUGUGUUGGAGGAUGCUCCAGUUGAUUCCAUCAAGGAGGAGCCGUCAGCUUUGGGACAAACCCAAAAAUCAGCGCCAGAUAAAUCAUUGGUCUCACUUGUGAAAGCUGUGGAGACGCCUUCAGUAGUUAGUCCAUCGACUAAUGGGAAGCCUGUUUCAGUUUCCUCCUCUUCUUCUUCUCCAAGGAUGAGACGGGCGUCUUCUUCUAGUGGUGAUUCAAGGAAACCUAGAAGGCCAAUUCAGGUUGCCCCAAGAGCUUCCUUUGGUUCGAGUAAGAGAUGGGUUUAGUACACAUUUGUGUGUACCGGUAAGUAUCUAAAAGCAUGUAGCUAAAAGAAUGAUGUAUAUUCCAGAAUUACGUUUCUUAAGGAUGAUGACUUCAUAUCAGUAACUCUCAGUACUGAGUUUUGAAUUGGGUUCUUUGAGUUUGAACUUUGAAACAUCAGAGUGUCUGUUCAAUCGGUUAAUGAAACAAACAUAUUGUUAUCUA
Messenger RNA from Brassica rapa (field mustard), 1753 nucleotides. RefSeq lists its product as uncharacterized. The record is from RefSeq and is a predicted model, not a curated record. NCBI's taxonomy places the organism in Eukaryota, Viridiplantae, Streptophyta, Magnoliopsida, Brassicales, Brassicaceae.